CGAACGGACGUUCGUUAAACAAGAAACCGGUAAAAUCGAACAUAUAGGGGCAGGCGCGUGCGUGCGUGCCUAGCAGAAUAAGUAAACCUUUUUGUUUAACUACCAAGAUCGAAUUUCGCCAUCGGGUAAAUUACUCAAAAUAAGUGCAAGUCGUCAACUCUGUGCUUUGCUGGCCUUUUAUCGCAGACAAGAACUGAUAAAACGAGAAAAAUAUCUCGCAAAACUCGUUCUCGCCGGUUCUCUUGUGCAAAUUGCCGAUCGCGGAAAAUAAAAACAAGCGGCACCGCGAAGAAAAUCCGUCCGUCUAGACAAAGAAUAUAUAGUUUCUCUAAAAAGGGCAUCGUCAGCAGCCCGAGAGGGUAAUCUCCGUAGAUGUCGCAGCUUAUCUAAAGCUGUCUCUGAGGCUGUCCCGAGUGCCGCCGGUUUACAUAGUGUAUAUAUAUAGUGAGUGGAUCGUACAUAUAUAGUGUACAUAGUGCGACAAAGCUCGAGUGGGAACAGCUGUCGAGUGCCCUUGAGUGGGUGGGCAAGGCGAGAUCGUCGUCAUCAUCGUCAGCAGCAUCGUAAGCAUCUGGAGGCCCCGGUCGGUCUAAAAUCCGCAGUGCUCACCAAUUAUGACAGCCGAGACCCUCAAGCCGUUUAUAACCCCCACGAGUGCCGACGAUGGUUUUCCGGCCAAAGCGACCACCACGGCGACCGCCCAGCGCCGCACCCGCCAGCUGAUCCCCUUCAUCUUGGGGGUCAUCGGUCUGGGCCUGGUCGUCGCCAUUCUGGCUUUAACGAUCUGGCAGACUUCGCGGGUCACGCAUCUGGAAACGGAAAUUAAGAGUCUGAGGCGGGUCGUCGAUAAUCUCCAGCAGCGAUUGGGCAUCCAUUAUCUGGAUGAAAUGGAUGAGUUCGAAAAGCAGUACGAGAAUGCACUCAUCGACUUUCCCAAAAAGUUGGAAGACCCCCUAGACGACGAGGACAGCGACGACGUCGACGGCCAAGAUGUGGAUCCCAUUGAGGACGAGGAGGAGGACGACGAGGUCUACAGCUCUCAGGACGAUGACGAUGGCAUGGACUACGAGGACUACAGCGAUAUGAUAAACAAGCUGCAGCAGGCACACACUGAGCAGACCACGCCCACAUCCGAAACCACCGAAGAGGGCGAGGGCGAAACGGACAGCGCCUCCUCCGCCUCCAAUGACGACAAUGUGUUCGACGACUUCACCAGCUACAAUGCCCGCCGCAAGAAGCAGGAGAGAAAAUCUCGUUCGAUUGCCGAUGUGCGCAACGAGCAGCAGAACAUUCAGGAAAACCGCACGGAGCUGCAGGAAAAGCCAGCCAAUGAGCCAGCUUCCAAGGAAAGCUCCACCCCACUUCACCAUCGUCGCAGAAUACACUCCCGUCAAAGUCGACUUCUAUUCCGCAAAGGUGAAUCUCUUAUUUCAGCCAGAUCCAAGGACUCGAUGCCAGCCGCCCACUUUCACCUGAGCAGCAGAAGGCGUCACCAAGGAAGUUCGGGCUAUCAUGGUGACAUGUACAUAGGAAACGACAACGAGAAGAACUUCUAUGAGGGGCACUUUCAAGUGCACAACGGCGUGUUGACGGUGACCAAUCCGGGCCUAUAUUACGUAUACGCCCAGAUAUGCUACAACAACUCGCACGACCAGAACGGGUUCAUCGUCUUUCAGGGCGACUCGCCCUUCCUGCAGUGCCUGAACACGGUGCCCACCAACAUGCCCAACAAGGUGCACACCUGCCACACCAGUGGGCUGAUCUACCUGGAGCGGAACGAGCGGAUCCACCUGAAGGACAUCCACAACGAUCGCAACGCCGUCCUGCGGGAGGCGAACAACCGCAGCUACUUUGGCAUCUUCAAGGUGUGAAAACGAUCGAGAGAGAGAGAGAGAGAGAGAUUAUCCCUGGUCAGAGGAAGCCAGCUCAAGCUGCUCAAACUGCUCGUGAAUGUGGUUAAUCGUCAGCGUUGAUCCAUUAGUUCGUAGUCCCUAGUCUUAGUCACUCAUAACCUAAUCUCAAUCCGAAUCACGCAUACUGCAUACUGCAAACCACACGAAAAUCGUAUUUAUUUUGUAUAUACUCUUUGACCUUAACUGAACGAUAAAAAAGUGAAUAAAAUCUAGUUCAACUUA
Molecule: messenger RNA, 2135 nt
Organism: Drosophila ficusphila
Lineage: Eukaryota; Metazoa; Arthropoda; Insecta; Diptera; Drosophilidae
Gene: egr
Product: protein eiger
Exons: 7
Coding region: 615-1871 (418 amino acids)
Biological process (GO): immune response
Cellular component (GO): membrane
Molecular function (GO): receptor ligand activity; tumor necrosis factor receptor binding
Source: RefSeq, a predicted model, not a curated record